Messenger RNA from Symbiodinium natans, 1992 nucleotides. The record is from the annotation of a GenBank genome assembly. Lineage: Eukaryota; Dinophyceae; Suessiales; Symbiodiniaceae.
AUGGCCGCGGCCGUCCGAGACAAUUGGCGUUGCCAGGACGUUAUGAUGCAAAACCACGCGGCCCACGAAAGCCACACGACCAUGAUUCAGACCAGCCAGCUGCGUGCCGAGAUGCACUUCUGGGCUUCGAAGCUCGGAGGGAGAGGUGCAGGUGUGGAUGGUGUGGGCUCUGACUCGGAUGCGAGCGCACGGAUCGGCUUGGACCUGCUGCAGCACGCAUCGAUGGACUGGCUCUUGCCCUUCGAGAUGACGCGCGGCAUCUCACGAAGCUCACGAAACCCACGGAACCCACGGAACCCACGAAAUCGGACGGCAUCAGUGGCUCAGUCCCAGGAGCAGCUGCUGGCUUCCCUGUUUCUGGCUUUCUUGCCAGACGCAUACACAGGCUACGCAGGGUGUUCUGCUCCGGUAAUGCAGGCUGCAGGUAGCAAGUGGCUCCGUGGACGGCUCGGCGUUGUCUUCCAGGCUCUGCUUGUGGAGGUCGUGCGAGUGGUGUGUGCGCUGGAGGCGAAGAACUACCACAUGCUCGCCCUGAAUUCAAGGGCCCUGCUGGUUGGUGGGGACGACAGUCUCAGGUGGCUGGCACCCGUGCUCAGCAAACGCUGGAAGAGCCAGAUGAUGUUCCUCAGCCUCGACUUGGUCAAAAGGAUCCCUGGUUUGACCGCGCGCCCCGAUGUGAAGCCCUCCGAGGUCGCUACAGACCUGAAAAAGCUCCAGGACGUGUUGCAGCUCGAUGCCGGUCUUCGACUUGAUCGGGAGCGCUUCAAGGCUAUCUUUCUGCUUCCACUCGGUGUGUUACAUGGUGACUAUGGUGGCUACCCCGAGCCCUCCCAGUUGCUCAUGCCGGUGUUUCACUACUGGCUGCGGGGCAAUGCCCGGAACCGUGUGAACAACUCCCAGUUGGUGUAUGGGCUUCUGACCUACGUGGGCCGCCAGGACCGCUUACUUCUCGACGCGGGCACUGACGAAGUCCAAGUUCGACAUGUCGCCGCUGCUCGCCGGUCGAAUCUGGUGCACAGUUGGACCGCCUUUUUCUUGACAGGAUGGCAGAUGACUGCCUUCUUGAGCAGGCCAUUCUUCGGAAACUUCUCCGCAGGAGUGUGGGGGUGCCCUGGUUGCGCGGCAGCGGCAUACCCGCCCAUUCGGCCAGCUUUGGUGGUGAUGCGCCCGCAUCCUUCUGUACAUCAUUGCUCCGGUGAGAACUUGGCGGCGCAAUUCCGCUAUUUGCUGGACAUGUCCAAGCAGUACAUGCCAAGAAACAUAACUGUGUGGCUGUCAUAUCCGAACUCUGGGAGUCGGAUGGUGGGCUUGAUGUCGGAAGCAAUGUCUGGGAGACCGUUUCGCAACAUGUUUGAACCGCCUUGGAAGAAUCAAGGAUACUGCAGUUCUGGGCAGCAGUACGGUCUUCUGAAACAUGUGGAUUGUCAAAGUCCACCACUUGCAGGCCGACAUCACAGCAUAUUGCUCAGACAAUCGCUUCACCCUGAAACUGCUUCGGCCUACGGCUUAAUCCUUCGCGACUACGGCUACCAUGUUACCAAGGUCACAUUGUUGGGAGGGGACGUGGAUGAGACGAUGCACAACUACAUGAAUAUACUCUGGUUUUGGCACAGGUGGGGCGGCAGGAAGCUCCUCUUGUACUAUGACGAGCUCUUGGGCCGACCUCUUCAUGCCAGCCUGCGAGUUGCGCGGCUCCUGGGGCUAAGCCACAAUGAAACCAAGCUGUGGAGGUCCCAGAAGCCCGUCAUUGAAGACACGAUAUGGCGGAUGCACUUGAAUCCUGCUGUUGCAGGAUUCUGGCGUGUUUUUGACAGGCCUCGCCACAAGGUAGAAGCACGUCACAAGAUGGCGAAGCGAUGGGAACAACCCACGCUUUCUGCGAUAUGGAGGUUUGAGAUGAAGAUGUGCGACCAAUACCCUAAGCUUGCAAAUCGCUACCUCAUGCAACGACAGUGGUCCUGGGGCACUGGCACACUUCAUCGGUGUGUCUGA